UGUGUUUAUGUCAGUUCAGAUUUAUGGGGAAAGUCUUCAAUUAGUGAAUUUGAUGAGCAAUGUAUUCAAUAAGACUCUCAAUUCUUAUCCGGAAUCGACUCAACUGUUACCUGAAAGCCUUAGAGGAGUGGACGGAAUGCUCGACGAAAUGGUGAGAAAUGGCUACGAAUACGGCCGACAAUACAUUAAAACAUCGGUCAGAAGCGCACUGAACGUCGACUCAAAUGUGACACAAAGCAAAGACGUGGAGAAACAGAUUCUUGAAAUCUGGGACAGGGCUUACCAUUUAUGGCUGAUUCGCAACAAUAACGAAACGGAUACAUUGCCUAAGAAAGGGCCGUACGAUUUCGAUAAGCUGUACAAUGCACUCAAGACAUUAGAUCUAACCCUUUGCUUCAAUAUUGUCAAAGAAAAUNCAUUGCCUAAGAAAGGGCCGUACGAUUUCGAUAAGCUGUACAAUGCACUCAAGACAUUAGAUCUAACCCUUUGCUUCAAUAUUGUCAAAGAAAAUAUCGAUACAUUAGUUUCGGUAUUCGAUUCCGUGUGGCUACUCCUAAAAGGGAACGUUACUCUACUAUUCUCGGCGAUCGCAGCCGUAUUCUCUACUCUAUUGGGCGGAGGUCUGGGACUUAUGAAUCUGGUCUUCAGUUUCAUAAUCUUCAUGACAGCCCUUUUCUAUCUGUUGUCUGCGAGUGGAGAGCACUAUAAACCGGUAGAACUCGUGAAUCAAAUCUUUCCCUCAGAAGUGGGACCGCAGCCG
This is a messenger RNA of Oppiella nova, 760 nucleotides long. NCBI's taxonomy places the organism in Eukaryota, Metazoa, Arthropoda, Arachnida, Sarcoptiformes, Oppiidae. The record is from the annotation of a GenBank genome assembly.